AUUCAUUAUAGUCAUUAGAAACGGCGGGGGAGGGAGGGGAAGUUGGUUCGUCUCGUUGUAGAUAGAUCUCGCGCUCGGUCUUUUCGUCUGCUCGGCCGAACGUUGCCGAAGUGAGCCGAACACGGCCGACGGUCGCCGUCCCGCGCUGUUGUUGUCUUCAACACUGUUUAGUUCACUGUUCGAUUCCGCCUUCGACUGACGCCGCGGCCGUCUCGAUCGCCACUGAUUGUUUUAAACGGUUUAACCUUCAUCAGUGAUUUCUGCUGUGACAUUUCCCCGCGAGUCCUCAAGUCGCCGGCUCGCCCCGCAACGACGCGCGCUCGACGCGACGCUAACCUACAAACUGUGCGACUCCUCAACUCCCGCCUGGGCUGAUAGAUACCUCGUCAUCAUCCGAGUCCGUCCAUCAUCUAGCCUCACCUAGGAUGGUCGUGUGAGAUGGCAGCAGGUGAAGACUCCGUCAUGCUCGCCACAGCCCCGGCCCCUCCUCACGUCAAGCGUGAACACGAGCAUGAGCCUAUCAAUCUCAAAUCCGAGGUUCCUGAACCCGAAAAGCACUGUCUGGAGCUGACGCCAGUGUGCUAUGAAAGUGAAGAAGACUCAUGUUCCAGUAGUGUUCCUUCUCCGGGUGAUCAAACUAUGGGAGUUUCCAUGAACGACAGUAUGAUGGCCAACAACCGGUUACACCAGCAACAACAACAACAACACGACAACAACCAAGGGGACCACAGUCCUCAGCACCACUCCAAUAACAACCUCCCUCAAGACAUCAAACCUCACCUCAAUGGCACAUUGUCUGGUAUGAUGAACCUACACAACCUGAGUAACUUGUCAGGGGUACCAACUGCUCAGCCAGCUGUUCCACCAAUGGCCGCCUCUCAGCUGAUCAACACACCGCUCAAUCUCAGCGUCAACGCCACCGGUCCUCUGUCCAUGGCGGGGAUGGUAGGCAGUGCCCCGCAACCCCCACAGUUACUAGCAGCCCCACAGCCAGCAGCCAUGCCUCAGUUUAUACUUGCUUCAGGUCAGCUGGUGCAAGGCAUUCAAGGGGCUCAACUGCUCAUACCAACAUCUCAAGGUAUCGCCACUCAAACAAUUCUGACAAUCCCUGUGAACCAUGUGACCAGCAACCAGAUGGUAAACCUGGCUCUCAGCAACGGACAAGUGAUAACAACAACACUGGCAAACCUGCAGACGAUGGCUCAACCACACCAUUUACUGGCUCCUACUCAUAAUUCAGUUCCAUGCACCAGUCCUACGAUGGGAACAACACCUGGACUGAACAACCAUAUUCCACAUCAACUGUUGAGCAAUGGACACCAACAACAACAGCUGAUCAAUGCCAUCCAGCAGCAACAACAACAACAGCAGCAACAACAACAGCAACAACAGCAGCAGCAGCAACAACAACAGCAUUCUGGCAACCAUCAAAACAACCACAGUCAAAAGUCUCCUCUUCAGCAUCACAAUCACAACCAAUACUCGUCGAACCCUGAAAAGUCGCCACCCCACAACGGCAUGAUGUCCAACGGAGCUGUCACUUCUUCUUCUGCUUCCUCCUCUCCGCUCAACACCAUCAACCGUCUUGCAGCCAACAACUCGGACUUGACCAUCACAACAACAUCAGUGCCAAAGCCAUCACAGCCUGGCUAUCCCCACAACAACAACAACAAUAGCAGUAGCAACAACAACAAUAUGCAGCACAGUCCUGGGCUCGACUUGCUGGAUGACUCGCCAAAUCAACCGACUAUCAGCCAAAGCAAUUGUAACAUGGUGGACGGUAUCAACUUGGACGAAAUCAAGGAGUUUGCGAAGGCGUUCAAGUUACGUCGUCUGUCGCUGGGUCUGACCCAGACACAAGUCGGACAGGCACUCAGCAUUACGGAAGGGCCUGCGUACAGUCAAAGCGCAAUCUGCAGUGCCCUGGCUACACAGAUGUAUUGCGCGGCCCAACUUGCUUCUCAGCAACACUAUAUGUUUGAAAAGCUGGAUAUUACCCCUAAAAGUGCACAAAAAAUCAAGCCUGUACUUGAAAGGUGGAUGAAGGAGGCUGAAGAAAGAGCUCAAUUUCCCCAGCCAAUGCCGGUAGAUUCCGAAGCUCCUAGGGGUCUUCCGGAUAUGUAUAAGAGCGGCCAGAACCACUUGACCGAGUUUAUCGGAGUUGAACCGUCCAAGAAAAGAAAAAGAAGAACGUCGUUCACACCUCAAGCUCUAGAACUGCUCAACGCACACUUUGAACGCAACACUCAUCCUUCUGGAACAGAAAUAACAACGCUGGCGCAUCAGCUGGGCUACGAGAGAGAGGUAAUACGCAUAUGGUUCUGUAACAAGCGCCAGGCACUCAAGAACACUGUGCGGAUGAUGUCCAAGUCGUGUACUCCCCCCCACCUUGCGCCCCCCGGCGGUCAUCUGACCACCUAGCCAGCCGCCGCCGCCGCCAGCCCCUUCUUGUGGGAGUUUGACUAGGCGGCUAGAGCCCGACGUCCGCGCAGUGUACAUAAACUCGUAAACUUUGAUAGUUUGACUAGACACAAUUGUUCUUGGACAUAAGUUUUUGUUACCGACAAAGUGAAAGUGGAUUCAGUGUUGCUAUGUUAUUUGUGAUAGAGUUUUAUUUGAGUUAUUAUAGAGUUUUGUUCACUAAAGCCGAUUAGGAUUCUUAAAUGGUGUUCCACAAGCUUUGAGUGUGGGAUUUGACCUCUUACUGAAAAUAACUUUAUUUUCAAAAUUGGAAACAAUAAAUGGUGGAGUAAAAGAGAUACUGUAGUUUGACAGAAUAUUUUCUCCGAUGAGACACAUUUGGAAAAUGAUAAACAUAACCUACCUCAAUAGUGCCAUUUUCAUUUACAGUUUUUUAGUUAAUAAUUUUCAUAAAACCGUAACAGUGUAGACUUACUUUUGUAAAAGUUAUUUACCCUGGUAUAAUUUUUCUACAUCUCCAAACAAACAGAUCACAGAGAAGAAAACGAACAAUUAUAAAGAGGAGGAUCUAUAUAAAUAACUAAAAGUUAGAGAACUGAUCAACAACUAAAAAAAUGUUUAUUAGUUUAUUUGAAAACUAUUUAUGUUACAAUAACAAUAAUUCUUACUAAAGUUUUAUGAAUUAGGUUUAUAAAAAUAAUUAAAGUUUUCAAGUUAUAUUGCUUUACCACCAGAUACGUUUGCUUCAAAGACAGUCAUGUUAAGCUAAGGAAAAGAAUCUCAUUUCCUUCUAGAUCAUGUCUCAUUGUGAAACCAGAUUGAAGACUUCUUCGGAAGCUUAGUGAUAACAGUUUUUGUGAUAAUCGACAACAAUUUUGUAAACUUAGCGUAAGUCAAGUGAAUUGGCACAGCUGGGAAACAAUCAGCUUUAGACUGUUAUUAGUUAUUCACUAAACAAAAAUGUUCAUUUGUGUGACAGCUAAUAACAGCCUUGGAUGAAAGAGUAUAAACUACUAUUUUAUUUUAUUCUGAUUUCACUGAUUGUUUUGUUAGAAAGUUUGCAGGCUUCUGUACCCUAGCACAAAAUAGGCACAUAAAAAUAUAAAAAGUUUGUGAGAGUCAAUGAAAACAUGUGAGCUACAACUGGUGAAACUGAUUUUUUUGCAGCUUUAUUUUAAUUUAACCAAACGAUGAAAAAAUGGUCCUUUAAAAGUAGUGAAUAUAAAAUGUUAUUUAAUUGUGACCAAAGAUAGGCCUUAUAUUGUGUAUAUUCUUGUAGCUUUAUAAUUUUUAUUUGUCUCAGCUGUCGAUAAAGUUGCUAGCCAUAUAGUCUCGCUUUAAAAGAAUCCCCAUGGGGCUUUAUUUUUCAUUGAGUAUUCAAGUCAGUAUUUAACUGUGUUGAUCAUGAACAUUAAGGUAAUUUUAAGUUUCAAAGAGUGUGUAAUUAAAUCCAACCAUAUACGUUGUCUUUGUUGGUUAGAGUGCCAAAUUAAUUUAUAGAACCCGAUUAUGUAUGUGCACAAUUUAAGACAAAGUCAAAGCCAAUCCUAGCCUUAUAUGUACAUUUAGAACCCAAUAGGCAUUAAAAUAGGAUAACAUUAAUUUUCAUUCCCAUUCCUCCUUAGCAUUCCUCUGAAUGUCCAGACCAGUUGAUACUAAGAAUGAGGUUAGAUUGUAUUUCCAUUUAUCUUUAAUAGGCAUAUAUUACGUUACACACCACACCGUUGUUACUCUGUUACAAUAGACCUGUUAUAUUUAUAGUUUAUUCUGUAACCGUUGAUUUGUACAUAAGAUGUAUUUUGUUCGACAUUUACACCACGCUAUCUAUCUGUUUAAAUGUUGUGUAAAUAUCGACUUUACUUAUAUAAGUGUAUGUAUGUAGUGUGUGUAUAUAAGAGAAGUUGUCUUCUCUCUGUGCAACCAAAGUUCCUACUAAAUUUUAUACAAUUCCUAGGUUAUGUACAGUAUAAAUAUAUAUAAAUAGGUAAGAGGCACGUGACUGCCCCUGCACGAACGUUCGUAUACUUAUUUUUAAUGUGUUCUUAGGCUAGGUAUUUAACAGUAUUCGAAUUAAGGUUAUGUAUUGUAAGUUAUAGUUUAUGUAAAGUUGUCGUCUAAGUGUCAGUCGUAAAUAAAUAUUUCAAUAAAUUA
Messenger RNA from Macrosteles quadrilineatus (aster leafhopper), 4572 nucleotides. Its product is annotated as POU domain, class 6, transcription factor 2-like. The transcript has 15 exons. The coding region runs from base 439 to 2421 and encodes 660 amino acids. Gene Ontology annotation, molecular function: DNA-binding transcription factor activity, RNA polymerase II-specific; RNA polymerase II cis-regulatory region sequence-specific DNA binding. Gene Ontology annotation, biological process: regulation of transcription by RNA polymerase II. The record is from RefSeq and is a predicted model, not a curated record. Lineage: Eukaryota; Metazoa; Arthropoda; Insecta; Hemiptera; Cicadellidae.